AUGGCGAAGUUGCUGGGAGAAACUUUGUUUGAAAUCAGUGGCCAAGGUCCUGCGCCUAUGAAAGAUUAUUUCUAUUUCGAAAUAAGACAAAAUGAGGUUAUUUGGAGGUGGUGGAAAAUUUCUUUAAGGGUUGAAUCUCGGAACACGACACCAGGAGAAACGAAGGAAUCACACGCUGACUAUCUGGAUGACAGCCGCCUGCAGAGUCAGGUGGCAAUGGUGUUUGGUUCUCACAUCUUGGAGUACUCCAAAAAAAUAUGCCAGGGCCAUUAUGAUUAUCUCCCGCGUUUACCCGACGAUUUACUUUUGAAUAUCACGGCCCAUUUAGACCUUGAAGAUGUCGCCCGGUUUGCACGCACCUGUCACAGAUUUAAAAAGAUUUGUAGCUCGGAAGAGUUCUGGGAGCAGACAGUAAGAAUGUACUGUGACACUGUCACUGCUGGGAUGGAGGACUUAGCCAAGGAGGUGGGAUGGAGGACUAUCUUCUUCACCAACAAACUCCAACUACAAAAGCAGAUCAGCCGCCGGAAGCUAAAGAAUAAAACACCCCACACAGGUGGAGUAGACAGUGCUGUGUUGGUUCCUGUUUCUACAGGCAUGCCUACUGACAGACAGCACAGUGAUGGGGACUAGGCCAAUGAGCCUAAGAAUGAAUAGUGUACAAGAAACAAAUCUCUAAAGUGUAUAAAGAUGCCUAAAUAUUAACAUUUACAAUGGAGCAUGAAGGUAGACAAACUAACAAACACCAUAUAUUAUGUAACCUAUCAAUAAUGCAUGGUCAGCCUGAAUUUGAUCCUAGAGCUGUUUUUUCCCUCAUGUUUAAAACACAUUCUAAGUAAGAUGAUGAGCCAUUCUUCCCAUUUUGAACUACUGAAAUGCGAUUUCACUCACUGGUUUCAAAAAAUGUUAGACAUUUAGCAUUUUCCUGCUAAGAACAGGUUAUUUAGAGAGAGGUUAUUGAGAGACUUUCAUUUUAUUUUAUACUUCAUUUUAUAUUAUUCAUUUAAUUAUUUGCUGUGUUAUAAACAUAAUGUUCAUUUUUCAUUGCUUUAAAAAAAAAAAGGUUUGUGACCAUCAAACCAGCUACAUAAUUUUCACCACUUUUACAAUUCCUUUUGCUUUAGACACUCACAUUUAAGUGCUGUUUAUAGAGUUUUAUGCCAGUCAAACUAGCUAAGUAAAUGUAUCUUAUUUGUAAUGGAAAUUUAAUCCUUUGAAAACAUGACUCCAAUUUUAUUUCCAUUUCUGUUAUUUGGUCUCCCCAUUGAAGCUACUUUAUCCAUGUUACUUUAUUAGAGCAUGGAUGAAUUUAAAAUGUACAGAGUGCAUCAGAAAUUACUCUAAGAUUUAUAUAUUUAACAAACGAAUUAAUCAUCUGUUUGAGUGCUAUUUUGAACACCUAUCAAAGAAACUGCCUUUAAAGCAGUUAAUGUUUUUCAUAGAGUCCUGCCAUACUGCUACCUGUGUAUUUCUGAGUACGUUUCAUUGUUUGCCUGUAGCAUUUAAGGUUUUGUUUGUUUGUUUUGGCCUUCUGAUUUUUUAAAAGAAUGCUUAUACUGUAUAUGGUUACAUAUAUUCUGACAGUAAAGUGUCUACUUUCUCUCUG
Molecule: messenger RNA, 1606 nt
Organism: Electrophorus electricus (electric eel)
Lineage: Eukaryota; Metazoa; Chordata; Actinopteri; Gymnotiformes; Gymnotidae
Gene: fbxo36b
Product: F-box protein 36b
Molecular function (GO): protein binding
Source: RefSeq, a predicted model, not a curated record